AAAAAAUGACGAGGGCAUUAUCGUCCAUAACUCCUCACCACGACCCCUUCAAAUCCCACCUCCUCCCUUCCCAAAGCCAGCCCGCAACUCUCUCCACCUCCAUCUCUCCGGUCUCCAUACGCCCCUGUCUCUCUCUCUUGAGAUCAAUCCGCCAACGAUUCUGUCCAGAUUCAUUUGUUCUUUGUUUUUCAGAUUUUAAUUUUUUGUGUCAAAAAUGGCGCAGAGGAUGGAGAAGGAGGAGACGGAGUUCAAGGUCGUACCUGAGACCAUGUCGCUGUGCGUCAAGUGCGGCGUGGCCGGAAACUCCGCCGCUGCUAAUAAUCUCUGUCAGAAGUGUUUCAACGCAACCGCAGCGGCAUCAACCUCCGUCGGUGCCGUGGCGAAGCCGUUUAAUCACGUUUUGUUGGAGAAAUCCUUCAGAUCUAGCUCGUUUCUGCCGGAGAGGAGGCUCGCUUCUGCUGCGACGAGCCGAGAUCUGAAGAGAGAGGCCUCCGUAGCUGCGGUUUCGAUGAAGAGAGAAGUUAAUCGGUGCUCCGGUUGUCGGAAGAAGGUAGGUCUGACCGGGUUCCGAUGCCGGUGCGGAGACCUUCUCUGCCCCGAUCAUCGAUACCCCGAUCGGCACGACUGCAGCUAUGAUUACAAAUCGGCCGGCCGGGAAGCGAUCGCGAGGGAGAAUCCGGUGGUCAAAGCCGCGAAAAUCGUCAAAAUCUGAUGUUUGAAGCAAAGGGAAAGGGAAAUACCAAUCAAAUCAAUUUCGCCAUAUGCUUAGCAUAUGAAGAUCGAUGCUCCGGCUAUGUUGUAGCUCUUACGGUGAAGGAAUUGCCGGAAGAAUUAGGGCGAAACGAUGGGAAAUUCAACUUUUACUUUUCGUUUUUUAUUUAAAAAAUAGAAACGGAAAUUACUGUGAAAUCAUUAUAUGCGCCGUGCGUUGCCGCGUGCUGAUUAAUUUCUAAAUUUGUUUGUAUGCAGAUGUAUUCCUUGUUUCAGUGGAAAGAUUGCAAUCACUGAAACAUUGCAAUCAAGUUAUUUUACUGGAAAAGUUUUAUUGAAA
Messenger RNA from Salvia splendens (bonfire salvia), 1051 nucleotides. RefSeq names its product zinc finger A20 and AN1 domain-containing stress-associated protein 5. The transcript has a single exon. Lineage: Eukaryota; Viridiplantae; Streptophyta; Magnoliopsida; Lamiales; Lamiaceae. Gene Ontology annotation, biological process: protein ubiquitination. Gene Ontology annotation, molecular function: ubiquitin-protein transferase activity; zinc ion binding. The record is from RefSeq and is a predicted model, not a curated record. Bases 215 to 712 code for a protein of 165 amino acids.